This is a messenger RNA of Polychytrium aggregatum, 402 nucleotides long. RefSeq names its product Sen15 protein-domain-containing protein. Gene Ontology annotation, molecular function: nucleic acid binding. Bases 1 to 402 code for a protein of 133 amino acids. Gene Ontology annotation, biological process: tRNA splicing, via endonucleolytic cleavage and ligation. Lineage: Eukaryota; Fungi; Chytridiomycota; Chytridiomycetes; Polychytriales. The record is from RefSeq and is a predicted model, not a curated record. The transcript is spliced from 6 exons.
AUGGAGGCGCAUCCGUGUUUUGCCCAGAUCCGCCCACAGCUCGAGGGCGCCAGCGAGGCACUCCAGGAGCUUGUCUUCCAGGUCUACAUCGACCUGCUGCUUGCAAAGCAAUGGCGCCAGGUGAGCGUCCACCGAACCGGGUACAGCGACCAUCCAAUUGUACUCACGGGCAAGGGUCGGAAUAGCCGAGCGCAGGCCGAUCAGGGGGACCAUUUGGUGGUCCCUGUGUUUGCAUCGACACAAUGGUCGAUCGACAGCACAACCAAGCUGCUCCAGCAUCUGGAGACCUGCCAGCUCGGCCCGGUCGCCAAGAACAGCAUGAUCCUCGGGAUUCAUGCUCCCGACUCGACGGUUGUCUACUACGAGAUCCACAACGACCUUGUCCCUCCGCCGAUGGGAUGA